GUAAAAUGACAGAUUUUAGUUUUUUUUUAAAAAAACGUAUUAUUGCCAACAAUGGACGUGUUGCUCAACGUUGAGCAGCAGCUUGUGCGCGUCGCGGAUGCCUUAAUGCUCCCCUCAAACUACUCUCAUGCCUCACGAGUUCCCUCCGCAGCAAUACUGACCCCUGUACUCAUCCACAUCGAGCAGCUGCUGGACGAAAUCCGCUCUAAAACUCGCGCCAUCGUCGCUCAAGCUUCUAGACAGAGAACGGAGGAGUUGACAAACACAAAAAACGCAGAAUUUGAAGACCUUCGCAUCAAAUUGGAGACUCAAGACUUGGUGGAUUACGACUCAGAGACAGAGACAGAAGACGAAGCUGCAGUCGAGAAGGAGAAAGAAGGCGAAAAUGAACUGAUGACUGGAGUUGGAGUGAAACGAUCAAGAGAUGAUGAGACGGAAAAAGCAGAAGAACCGAAGCUGAAGCGGCAGGAAUUGGCUGUAGUUCGUAAUCGAAAUCGUCUUAGUGAUAACGUUGCGAUUUUUGUGAAGCAAGCCAAAAAAUGCUCGGAGCUGAGGGAAGAUGAAGAGGCGGCGACUGUGAGGAAAGCAAUGUCCACUUUAAUGCACCGGAGCUCGCUGUCUUUAAAAGGAAUGGUUGGCUUGAUUCAAGAUGGAGGCAAUAUUAGUGAAGCGAUCGCAGCGGAUUUCCGAGAUGCUGUGGUGUUACUGCCUACGGUCAUCGAACGUCAUCAAGAGAAGAGGAAAAUUAGUCGGAAUUGGAUUGAGGGCACAACGAAAAGCAUUGCUCAAGUAGUUGCACAUGCGAAAAAGAACGCAGAUGUGCCGGCUUGUCUAGCUGACCCGCAAUUGGAAGCUAUGUCACGAAGUAUUACUGAGAUUUGGGCUUCCUCGGGACCGGACUUACUACGCAAAAUGGAAAAUUAUAUUGAACAACUGACUCGUUUCGGCGCGUUGGAACCAGAUCGUAUGGAAAAACCUCUUGGAAAGCUAGCCAGUAUCUUCCGGAAAGAUAUUCAAACGUGCAAGCAGAAAAACAGUGCUUCACGGACAGAAGAAGACUGGAGCCGUUUCGCUAGAAUUGCCGAGGUUUUGGUGGAAUGGAUACGUUUGGCAGAACGAGCUACUGAACCACCGAACCUCCGACCACAUCUACUCCGAUUCGACCGCCAGAUUAAAGGCUUCGCAAAAAAGAACCCUGGACGAAUACCACCCAAUCUAAUCGAGUACGUUAAACUUGCGCUGUUAACUCGUCUGUCGCUAACAAUAUUUUUUUUUACGAAUAAUGUAGAGCUUCAGCUGUUUUGGUUGAGUUUGUCUCCCCGAAAAAUACAAAAAAUGAAGAAGCUCACAACAACUCAGGCAUCAGAUAUUAUGCAUGACCUCAUUACUGCACGCACCUUUGAAAAUCGUUGAAAAGGAGAUGACAAUCGACUUCCGAUUGUGCUGGUCUGUCGCUGGUUAUUUCUGCACAAGCGAAAGCAUUAUUGCGACUAGAUUUUGUUUCGGAAUACAAACCUGAUGAGUACUACACGUAAGGGCUGCUGUCAACGCGUACUUCCAACACUACAUCGGCUAAUCGCCUUUAAGCGGGCUUUUUAGGGUGACACUAAGGUUCUCGGGGCUAUUGAAGUGGAAACGAUGUAGUGUUGGUAAUGUGUCGGAAGCCUAAAAAUGCAGUUUGAUUUCAAACAUCUCUAGUAUUGGAUAGAGCGCUCACGUUGCUAGUUGCUUGGGAGGAAUCAUGGUGCUGACCAGCAUUCAUGCGAAUUUAAAACUUGCACUGUUCCAUAUCAUGAUUAAGAAGAAUGCAAAAAGAGUAAAACGCCGUUAAUUCAUCGCUUGAUCAAAUCAGUUAAAUCAAUUCAAUUGCUCUCCCCAUUACUCGUCCGGCGGAUUUAUUUUAUUGAGUAGGAAAUACGCCCCGAAAAAAGCUCCAACAAAUCCAAAAAAUCCGAAAAAGAACAAAUAUACC
This is a messenger RNA of Phytophthora nicotianae INRA-310, 1972 nucleotides long. RefSeq lists its product as hypothetical. The coding region runs from base 52 to 1413 and encodes 453 amino acids. The record is from RefSeq and is a predicted model, not a curated record. NCBI's taxonomy places the organism in Eukaryota, Oomycota, Peronosporomycetes, Peronosporales, Peronosporaceae. The transcript has a single exon.